CGAAUUCUCGCGAGAAUGUAUCAACCUCGCGUAGGCGCCGCGCCACGCGCGAGCCAAACUCUCGCGAGAACGUCUGCUACUUCGUAGAGACUUGGCGCCGCCGGAACGCCUGGGAUAUGGCCCGGCUGGUGCCGGCCUGGACCCGGUUGGACAAACAGCAAGAGCGGGACGUGCGAGAGCUCAUCCGGCGUGUGUCUGGCCUCCAUGACGAGGCAGAUCCCAACUUCCAGCUGGCCCUGAACUUCGCCUGGUCCAACUUCAGAUUUCAUCGUUUCUUGGAUGUCAACAGCCACAAAAUAGAAAAGACAAUAGAAGGAAUUUAUGAAAAAUUUAUUAUUCAUUCUGAUCUCAGCAAAGCUGCUAGUUGGAAGAAAUUAACUGAGGAAUUUCUAAAUUCAUCACUUCCCAGCAUAAAAGAAAUAAAGACAGAUGCACAUUAUUCCAUACUGUCACUCCUUCUGUGUCUGUCUGAUUCUCCUUCAAACAGCAAUUAUGUGGAAACACCAAGAGAGAAAGAAGUGGAAAAGAAAGAUGAUUUUGACUGGGGAAAAUACUUGAUGGAAGGUGAAGAAAUUGACCUUGGUCCAAAUGUGGACACACCAAAUUGGUCUGACGACAGUGAAGAAGAGGAUGCUCAACAGCCCUUAAGCAGGGAGGACUCUGGGAUCCAGGUGGACAGGACCCCAUUAGAAGAACUAGAUCAAAAUAGAAAUCUGGGGCCCCGAGUCAGUUGGAAAGAUGAGCCAGAUGGCCGAAGCUGGUUAGAACAGCAUGUGGUCCAUCAGUACUGGACAGCCAGACCCUCACGAAUUCCACAUAGUUUGCAUUUACACUCCAAUUUAGCUGCUGUAUGGGAUCAACACUUGUACAGUAGUGAUCCAUUGUAUGUUCCAGAUGAUAGAGUUUCUGUUACUGAGACACAGGUUAUUCGGGAAACUCUAUGGUUACUUUCAGGGGUAAAAAAACUCUUUAUAUUUCAGUUGAUAGAUGGGAAGGUAACUGUGAGAAACAAUAUUAUAGUAACUCAUUUGACACACAGCUGUUUACGAUCUGUGCUGGAACAAAUUGCAGCAUAUGGCCAGGUUGUAUUUCGACUCCAGGAAUUCAUUGAUGAAGUCAUGGGACACAGCUCCGAAAGCCCAUUACCUGGAAGUGGUUCCAUUCCUAAAAAGUCAUCUGAAGCUCCCUUUAGAACCUACCAGGCUUUCAUGUGGGCCCUGUACAAAUAUUUUAUUAGCUUCAAAAAGGAACUUACAGAAAUUGAGAAGUCCAUCAUCAAUAAUGAUACCACCAUAACUCUUGCAAUAGUAGUGGACAAGCUCUCACCUCGAUUGGCUCAGCUCAAGGUUUUGCACAAAGUGUUUAGUACUGGAGUAGCAGAAGUUCCCCCUGACACUCGGAAUGUUGUCCGGGCAUCUCACCUGCUCAAUACCCUGUACAAGGCCAUUCUUGAAUAUGACAAUGUUGGAGAAGCCUCUGAGCAAACUGUCUCCCUCCUAUUCUCUCUCUGGGUGGAAACAGUGCGGCCAUACCUGCAGACUGUGGAUGAGUGGAUUGUGCAUGGGCACCUGUGGGACGGCGCCAGGGAGUUCAUCAUACAGAGGAACAAAAAUGUUCCAGUAAAUCACAGAGACUUCUGGUAUGCAACUUACACAUUAUAUAGUGUAUCGGAAAAGACAGAGAAUGAAGAAAAAAUGAAUGACAAUGCUAGCGCAAGUUCUGGCAGUGACCAGGGUCCCUCCAGCAGGCAGCACACCAUGGUGUCCUUCCUCAAGCCUGUCCUCAAGCAAAUCAUAAUGGCCGGCAAGUCAAUGCAGCUGUUGAAGAACCUGAGGUGUGCGGAGAGCACUGCGAGCCAGGUGGCAGCCAGAGACGCAGACAGAAAAAGCUUAUACACCCUCUUUCUGGAAUCUGUACAGUCACGUCUUCGACGUGGAGAAGAUUCCACUCCACAGGUCCUUACUGAUCAACAGGCAACCAAAGAGAACCUAAUUAAGAUGCAGUCCAUAGCUGAAAGGCAUCUUGAACUGGAUGACAUUCAUGACCCACUGCUGGCCAUUAACUUUGCAAGGUUGUAUUUGGAGCAGAGUGACUUUCACGAGAAGUUUGCUGGUGGUGACAUAUGUGUGGAUAGAUCAUCAGAAUCUGUAACUUGCCAGACUUUUGAAUUAACAUUGAGAUCUUGCCUCUAUCCUCAUAUUGAUAAGCAGUACCUAGCUUGUUGUGGAAAUCUCAUGCAAACCUUAAAAAAAGAUUACAGAUUGGUUGAGUACUUGCAGGCCAUGAGAAACUUUUUCUUAAUGGAGGGUGGAGAUACCAUGUAUGACUUCUACACAUCAAUUUUUGAUAAAAUAAGAGAAAAGGAAACCUGGCAGAAUGUUUCUUUUCUUAAUGUCCAACUCCAAGAAGCAGUAGGACAGCGUUAUCCUGAAGAUAGUUCACGACUAUCUAUAUCUUUUGAAAAUGUUGACACAGCUAAGAAGAAACUACCUGUUCAUACUUUAGAUGGUCUGACCCUGAGUUACAAGGUCCCAUGGCCUGUAGACAUUGUUAUAAGUUUGGAAUGUCAAAAAAUUUAUAAUCAGGUGUUCCUUCUCCUAUUGCAAAUAAAAUGGGCAAAAUAUAGUCUGGAUGUUUUACUAUUUGGUGAACUUGCAAAUACUACUGAAAAAUCACAACUUAAAGAAGGCCUGUUGAGUGAGCAAGACGCAGUUGCUCAGUUUGGAUCACAAAAGGCACCAGUAGGACAGCAGAUCCAUCGCAUGUUCCUCUUAAGAGUGAAGCUCAUGCACUUUGUGAACAGUUUACACAACUACAUCAUGACCAGGAUUCUUCAUAGCACAGGGCUGGAGUUUCAGCAUCAAGUUGAGGAAGCCAAGGAUUUAGAUCAGUUGAUUAAAAUUCACUAUAGAUAUUUGUCAACCAUCCAUGAUCGAUGUCUACUGAGAGAAAAGGUCAGCUUUGUGAAAGAAGCCAUCAUGAAGGUGUUGAACCUGGCUCUCAUGUUUGCAGAAGGUUGGCAGGCAGGCCUGGGGGCUUGGCAAAUGGAAUCUAUAGAGAAAAUGGAGUCUGAUUUUAAAAACUGUCACAUGUUUCUUGUAACCAUUUUAAACAAAGCUGUCUGCAGAGGAUCUUUUCCCCAUUUGGAAUCUCUAGCACUGUCACUCAUGGCUGGCAUGGAACAAAGUUAGACAUCCUCAGUGUAACACAGAUCUCAGACUUCAUCUUCAUACUGAUAUAUUUACAUCAUAUGCAGCUAAGAAGUGAAAAUCUUUUUAUUUUGAUUCAUUUUAAACACUGUUGUUCACAGUCUAAACAAAUGGAUUGUAGAUGUUUUCUCUGGAUUAUUGGAAAGUAUAUAGGGUGUAUAUAUAAGAGUCUAUAAAUAAUGCAAAGUGUAUAUAGGCCAUUUACUCUUAUAUUUCCUACUAUAAGCUAUAAAUUUAUGAUAUUGAUACUUUUAAAUGUAAAUUAUAUCAUCUUUUGAAAAUAUAAUUAUUGAUAUUAAAAAUAAGUCAAUGUUCUUAAAGUUCUUUUAUUCUUUUCUUGAUGCUGCUAUAUAUUGGUCACAGAAGUUUUUAUAGAGAGUUUUACAUUCCAUCUUCCCAAAAAGUUGUUUUGAAUUGACAAUCCUAAAAGUAUUUAUAUUUUUAUGUGACUGGGAGGUUCCAAAAUGGAAAAUAUCAAUAAAUAUAUGAAGCCAGCUUCACCUAGGGCCAGUUGUUGGUACAUAAUGUUGUUAAGUAUUUCUCAGCAAUUUUGGGAGCUAACCAGUGCUAUCUUGAAUAAAAUUAUGCUUGCCAUUCAAA
This is a messenger RNA of Marmota flaviventris (yellow-bellied marmot), 3809 nucleotides long. RefSeq names its product tubulin gamma complex component 5 (gene Tubgcp5). Gene Ontology annotation, cellular component: gamma-tubulin complex; microtubule organizing center; spindle pole. Gene Ontology annotation, biological process: cytoplasmic microtubule organization; mitotic cell cycle; microtubule nucleation. Gene Ontology annotation, molecular function: microtubule minus-end binding; gamma-tubulin binding. The record is from RefSeq and is a predicted model, not a curated record. NCBI's taxonomy places the organism in Eukaryota, Metazoa, Chordata, Mammalia, Rodentia, Sciuridae.